This is a messenger RNA of Hipposideros armiger (great roundleaf bat), 1954 nucleotides long. RefSeq names its product akirin 2 (gene AKIRIN2). The coding region runs from base 580 to 1191 and encodes 203 amino acids. Gene Ontology annotation, molecular function: transcription coregulator activity. NCBI's taxonomy places the organism in Eukaryota, Metazoa, Chordata, Mammalia, Chiroptera, Hipposideridae. The transcript is spliced from 5 exons. Gene Ontology annotation, biological process: positive regulation of innate immune response; positive regulation of transcription by RNA polymerase II. Gene Ontology annotation, cellular component: nucleus; chromatin. The record is from RefSeq and is a predicted model, not a curated record.
UCGGCGGCGUUGUUAUUGACGCCAUAUUGGGGCCGGCGGCGGGUGGAAGAGUGGUGCGGUGGAGGGGGAAGUGACUGGACGUGUUCGCUUGAGCUCCUGACGCCGCUGCCGCCUUACAAUCUCUCCUCAUCGACCGCCGCCCUCAAGCUUCGUACUCUACUCGACUGAUUUGGGAGUCGCGUUCCAGCCUCACACCUCACAGGGCUGGUAUCGACUUCGAAGGGUGCCGGUCUCAGCGCAGGGGCGCCUCAGGCACGGCGCAAAGCUCGAACGGACGGCGGGGGCGGCCGGAGCUUCUCCCGGGGGGAUCCGCGCCUAAGGAGGCGGAAGAGCCCCCCCGAUGCGGCUGGCGUGAGCUGCUGACACCGCCCCUCCCGCUCACGCCCGCACCGGCCCGGGCCACUGCCCCUGCCGCGGAGGCAGCGGAGGCGGCUCUCCUCUCCUCACCGGCGCUCCGCCACUCGCCUUUCUGCUCUUGAGCCCGUCGGUUAGGCUCUCCUCGAGUCCCCGCUCUCCCCCUUUCCCUCGUCCUUCCCUCCCGACCCCACCCGAGCCCGGCACCUCAGCUCUGCCCCGGCCAUGGCGUGCGGAGCCACUCUGAAAAGGACUCUGGAUUUCGACCCGCUUCUGAGCCCGGCGUCCCCGAAGCGGAGACGAUGUGCGCCAUUGUCGGCGCCCACCUCGGCCGCCUCCUCCCCGUCGGCCGCGGCCGCGGCCACCGCCGCCUCCUUCUCGGCCGCCGCCGCCUCACCGCAGAAGUAUCUCCGAAUGGAGCCGUCACCCUUCGGCGACGUCUCCUCCCGCCUCACCACAGAACAAAUUCUGUACAACAUAAAACAAGAAUAUAAACGCAUGCAGAAGAGAAGACAUUUAGAAGCUAGUUUCCAACAGACGGAUCCAUGUUGUACUUCUGACGCACAGCCACAUGCAUUUCUCCUCAGUGGACCAGCUUCACCAGGGACUUCGUCUGAAACAUCCUCACCAUUAAAAAAAGAACAGCCCUUAUUCACUCUACGGCAGGUCGGGAUGAUCUGUGAACGUUUGUUGAAAGAACGUGAAGAGAAAGUUCGAGAAGAGUAUGAAGAAAUACUGAACACAAAACUUGCAGAACAAUAUGAUGCAUUUGUGAAGUUUACACAUGAUCAAAUAAUGCGACGAUAUGGAGAACAGCCUGCUAGUUAUGUUUCAUGAAUCACAUUUCUGCAUUUGUGGGCUGCCUUGUUCCUUGUUGAGUUGUUGCAAGAGGUCCCAAUUAUGACAUGCAGCAAUGCCAAUACCCCCCUGUGAAUACAGGUUAUUUCAAGCUUUCGUCAGUGGCAACCACUCUUAGGCAGCAACUGGUUUUGGAAAUUUUCCUGAUGUCAGUACCACCCGGAUGUGGACCUUUGCCACCUGUAUUAAUACCAGUGGCCUCAUUUGCUGUAUCAUUACAAUUUGGCUUCUUAUAUUAAUAUGUUUGAAAAGGAUUAAAGCUGGUAUUCUAAGAACAUGCCCUUCACUGGUUGUGUAAAUAAAACUGUAGAAUGACACUUCAGAUGAAGUUAGUGUGAUUUUAAUUGUGCACUACAACCACGAUGUAACCAGUUAUUAAUAAUUUAGAAUGUAAUCCCAGGACAUUAUCAAGCAAAUAGCCUACAGUGCUUCCUGUGAAAUAGUGGAGGAGGGCAUUUCUGUAUUCCAGGACUUCUUGGGGCUUCAGAAUGGGUUUAUAUGAUUUUCUCUUUCUCUCUGUCUCUCUCUCUCUCUUUCUCUCUCUCGGUAGUUUUUAUUUAUUCUAUCAGUCUUUUUAACAAAUGUUUAUUGCCGCAUUUCCCCCCCCCCCCAGUGUAUCAUUGUUUUACUGCCCUUGUAGUACUGGAAUUUAGUUGGAAGAAUAAAACAUUUACUUCUAACCUGCUUGUUUUUUAAUAUACAGAUGGGUAGUAUUUGAAUAAAGCUAGUGUUUUAAGUGUGA